Molecule: messenger RNA, 1152 nt
Organism: Fusarium sp. VM40
Lineage: Eukaryota; Fungi; Ascomycota; Sordariomycetes; Hypocreales; Nectriaceae
Source: the annotation of a GenBank genome assembly
AUGGCCGCGUAUUCUUCACCACUUAUCAUUGACAACAUCGUCUACAACCAUCGCCGCAACAGCAGCAGCACAUCUCCACAGCCUGAGCAGACUCUUCGACACUACCGUCCUAGAAACUCUUUCUCUCCUGUGAUCAUCCAAGAGGAUCUUCCUCAGCGCAAUCCGCGCCAGCUCACCCACAACACCGACACUAUGUGCACCACAAACAUCUACACCUACGUCCACCCCGACGGACGUCGUGAGCAGUACUCUCAGCCCACGCUCUGCGCAAACUCUCGUCACAACCAGGUCUGCGCCAGCAACUAUCUCUUUGAGCACCCAGUCCAAUACGUUCCUGCUCCCUACAACACCACAUCACCGCAUCCUUAUGCCACUCAGCUGCCUCCUACUCCUCAGCCCUCGACACCAUCGGGCUCAUACCGCUCUGGAGAUGAGUCGGACCGCUCAUACGGCAGCUCCUCCAGCCAGAAGAAGAGAUCAUCAGGACUCUACAUCAACGGCCAGAAGAUCCUCGACCUGAACCGUCGUGAGCGCCGACCAAGCUCUCGACACCAGGAGCGCAUCGUCUUGGUCGACGGCCCUUCUUCUCCCCUUACUCCUCCCCAGACAUGGUCUGCUCCUCACACUGCUCCCGCUUCUCCCAACGCAAACACCUACCUCGUCAACUCAUCCCGGGGCCAACCUGUCAUUGUCGAUGAGCGCCGCGUCCAGAUCGAGGUUGUCGACAACAAGCACCGCUCCAAGCACCACCGCCACACCUCCAGCGGCUCCCGACACUCAGACCGCGAGGAGGAAGAGCGCCGCCAGCGCCGCCGCGAGGAGAAGCGUCGCGACGAGGCAGAGCAGCGACUUCGCAGCCGCAUCGCUGAGGCCAACGCCAAGAUCGCCAGCCGUCCUGUCGCCCCUGCACCACCUGCUCCCAGACGCUCAUCCACCUACAAGCGACCUCAAGUCGAGGUCGUUGACCGCCAGGCCGAGCUCGUCAACCAGCUCCGCCGCCUGAGCUUCGAGGAGGAGCGCCGUGAGGACAAGGUCCGUCGCCUUGCCCGCCGCGAGGAGAAGAAGGAGGAGGAAGCCCAGCGAGAGCGUCUCCGCGAGCGAAUGCAGCCCAAGCGCCGCGUGACAAUCGGAUCUGGAUACCGCUACGAAUAA